Molecule: messenger RNA, 514 nt
Organism: Acanthoscelides obtectus
Lineage: Eukaryota; Metazoa; Arthropoda; Insecta; Coleoptera; Chrysomelidae
Source: the annotation of a GenBank genome assembly
UGUUUAAGCGAAAUUUAUUGUUCUAACCUCUUAAUGGGAGAGUUCUGUAUGCGAGAAAGUGUUUGGAAUAACAGGUGCUUAGUUUGUUGUGAACAAUGGAUAAUUAUAGUUAUUGGAACUAUUGGAAGCGGCCCAUGAAACUUCAUGAACUCAUGGCAGAAAUUGAAAACAUUGAUGACGAUGAGUUGAUUCCUGAUACUAUUGCCGUUCUACCGCCAGUUAACGCAAAUGAAUAUAACACUGAUGAGGAUUCCGGCGACGAAAAUGAAGUGGAUAUAAGCAACCUCCCUGGAAGUCAGCUGAUGACUGAAGUUGAGGUUGUAUUUGAAAACAAGGGAUCAAACCAAACUACAGUUGAGAGUGAUUUUGAUAGCGACGACCUUUCUCUACCUUUCUUACGAAAAAAGGACCAAAAUUAUCAAAACCAGGUUACUCUUGGAAAAAAGGUGACAUCAACCAAGAUUUUCCAGAAUGGGUAAACGCAAGUGGUCCAAAAAUUCUUUAUCUCCUUUAG